AAGGUAACAUUGGUUUUCAUUUUCAUGAUGGCAGAUUUGACUUGUGUGAUGUUUUGGUUUUUUUAAUUUUAACUCGAAAUAUUUUUUAUAUUAACUGAUGCAACGUAAUUCCUCGGAAGAAAUCAAAUACGAAUCCUAUAAUCGAAAAAUGAUUACGUAUAUUUAAAAAUGAAGUAUUCUGUAGUGUGAAAUAAUAUAUUAUGUCUGAUGAUACUACGAGGACGUGAAUGUUAUAAAAUGCCGUGCGAAAGCUGUGCGGUGCAGUUCAGCGUAUUUAAAAGGAAACGAGCUUGUUCAGAAUGUGAACGAAACUACUGCAGCGGGUGCUUGCGGAGAGGUGGUGGUACAAUGUGUGGGCCCUGCAGGGUGCUUUCUACUCGACCCCUAUACAGGCAGAGUAUCUCCCAUUUAAAAGUUCGUGACCUCCAAUACUUCCUUCAACGACAGAAUGUAUCCACCAGAGGCUGCGUCGAAAAGGAGGAGCUAGUGAGCCUGUGCGUGUCGCACGUCAACAGCGCGGCGUACCGGCGGCGCGGGCCGCGCGCGGGCGCCAGCCCCUUCAGCUCGCUCAAGGGGCUCACCACCAACAUCAACGACUUCAUCAACUCCGCCUUCGACCUGCGGAACCCGGCGCACCCGGCACCGCCCGCCGACAGAAGCAGCUGCUUCAACUCGUCGCACGCACACUCGCCCACCAACGGGACCGCGGCCGACGCCAACAUCCCCGACCGGCGCUUCACACCGACGCCAGGCGGCGAACGGGACGUACGAGUCUCCGCGCCCGAGACGGAGCCGGCGGCCGAGCGCGGGGCGGCGGCCGACGCCGAGCGGGAGCCCGAGGUGCCCGUCGACACCACCGACUGCUUCGAGAUCGAAGACCUGGACGACACCGGCUGGGAGUUCAUCACGCGGCCCGCCGCGCCGCUGCCCAACGACUCGGAGGUGCUGCUGGCGGCGCUGCGCGGCUCCCCGCGGCGCGCGGCGUCCGAGCUGGAGCUGCACACGCCCGACGGCAGCGCGGCCUCCGCCGGCAGCGCCAGCCUGCAGGACGAGCCGCAGCUGCGCGACCCCGCCGGCCCCGACGCCCCCGACCUGGGUGACCAUAGUCCGAGGCACCUCACGUUGGAACAGAUAAAGCAGGCGACGGACCUGGACCUCCUGAGCGUGAAGCAGCUGAAGGAGCUGCUGACGAGGAAUCGCGUCGAGUUCCGCGGCUGUCUCGAGCGGAAGGACCUGCUCGAGCGCGCCAAGACGCUGUGGGCCAACCACGUCAAGUAUAAAGAUGAAAUCGACAACCUUCCGUUCGAGGAGAGCUGCAAGAUCUGCAUGGCGGCGCCGCUGGAGUGCGUGCUGCUGGAGUGCGGACACAUCGCCGCCUGCACGGCGUGCUCCAAGCAGCUGGCCGAGUGCCCCAUCUGCCGCCAGUACGUCGUGCGCGCCGUGCGCUUCUUCCGCUCCUAGCUCGGCGCCGCCGCCGCCACCGCCGCCCACCACCCGCCACCCGCCACCCACCACUCGACACCCGCCACCACCGCUACCGCCGGCCGGCGCAGGCGCCUGCUAGACUAGACUCGGUUAUGUUUCUAGACUUCCAUUUCUUCCUUUUAAUGAUAUAGUCAUCUAGUGGAUGGCAUGGUUUGUUGCUCUGAACACAUCGAGAAAUAUCGCGAGAAAAUUGACCGCAACGCGCAAGGUGUUUGUUAGCGUACGACGACGUAUAUUUGCAAUAAUUCAUAUCGAUUGUUUAAGUCUUAGUGAAACCCAUUGAAGUCAUUAGAAGUGAUUACAAUCGGAACGUUUUAUUAUACUUAACUUUAUAUAAGAAAAUAGUCAAUUUUCUAACAGUAAUUUACUCAAUGAAAUGUAUAUUUUGGUUCCACUCUGUGACGUUGCUGCAAGUUCGGUUCGUGAGUCGUAAAUCUCACUAACUCGAAGCUCCCGGGAGCUCGGCUGCUAGUUUUUAAAACAAACAGGUAUAUAUUACCAUAUGACGUAUUUGCUAUGAGGUGUUUGUUGCAGACCUACAUUGCGAGGAAACGGUCACGAAGCCUGUAGACUUGGUGGUCACACUGACAAUCGAGUCAGUUGAAUUAUUUGUGUGAUAUCAUAAUGUUUAUAUAAUAGCUGAGCUUGAUCCUUUUUACAAUUAUUUAUUUAGGAAGUCGAAAUUGUUUCAUGUAAAUAUCCACUUUUUAUACAAAAUAUUUUUUUAUAGUAUUUGAUAUAUUUUGAUACGUUUAUCAUUCCUUUAUUCCCGGCGCCCCGUCGCCCUCGCUCCAUUUACAAAUUGUCUGUAUUUUAUAAAUUAGGUGUUUUAAGUUGUAUUUUCCAUAAACACGUGUCAAAUAUGAAUCCAGCGUCUCCGCUCGUAGCGAACUCUCCGCGACGAGCCUCCUGCCCAAAUGUAGAACGAGAGCUCGUUGCUAGAUAAGUUUUUUAAUAAUUCAUUAUAUUAUAUGGGAUUUGUUUGAAUGUAAUAUUUCCUUUUAUUGUUUUUAUAUCUGUAAUUAUUAUUAUUUAUCGUUUAUUAUGUAAGCAAUAAGCGCGUGUCGGUUUUAUGUAAUUAAAAUUCGUACUUUAGAUUGUUUAGAUCGGCGGAAAAUUAGGCUGUGUGACGAUUUAUAUUUUGCCUACUUGAUUUAUCUACUUUAAAGUGUAUUUAUAAACAACACCCGCGGUAGGUGACAGACCAGCAAACGGGGCAACUGGUGGGGUUUUUGCUCAUUGUUAUUAGAAUUAGAUUCCAAUAUCAACCCCCUCCUCGGUACAGCGGCGCUAGCUCCCCGGGCUCGCACUCGCGCCUGUGCGGGGAUGUGUGUGUGCGUGUGUACGUGUGUACCGCCGACCCCACACAGUUCCCGGGAUCGUGUGUGGCCUCAGUGCGAUGCCACUAGCAGUACCAACUGAAUGUGAAUAUCUUUAAUUGUAUUUGAGCAUUUGAUGCGUUAAACCGUAGUUUUGUAGAGAGGGCAUCGCUCCAGUGGUUAUCUUUAAGCGUAAAAUGGACGGGACGGCUCCGUCGGCCGCUGAACAAGAGAUUGAUCUCACGUGUUGUAUUACUAGUUCAUCAAAUUGUUCAAUUGUAAAUAUAUUUGCUUCGAAGGUGUUUUUAGUCAUAUUCUUAUCGUCCAAUUCGAAAGUUCGAGGAAAUACUUUUAAAAUUGUGAUUUUAAUAAUAAAUUAAUAAAAAGAAUUUUAUUUUUAUAUAAAUUGUCUUUGAAAUAUGUUUUUUCUCAAAUGUAAAGGUAGGAAGUGGGUUAACCUGGAAUUGAUUCCUCGGGCGCUCGCGACGCCCGAGUUCGUGUCGUGUCAUCCCGGACUGUUCAACAUCCGUUUGAAAUAUUGUAACAUAGAAUAGUCUGCGAUAAUUUUUUAUAUGAUCAUUAGUGUAAAUACAUCGGACUUCUCGUGUU
Messenger RNA from Vanessa tameamea, 3413 nucleotides. RefSeq names its product E3 ubiquitin-protein ligase rififylin. Gene Ontology annotation, cellular component: cytoplasm; plasma membrane. Gene Ontology annotation, biological process: negative regulation of extrinsic apoptotic signaling pathway via death domain receptors; proteasome-mediated ubiquitin-dependent protein catabolic process; protein K48-linked ubiquitination. The transcript has 7 exons. The coding region runs from base 208 to 1461 and encodes 417 amino acids. The record is from RefSeq and is a predicted model, not a curated record. Gene Ontology annotation, molecular function: ubiquitin protein ligase activity. Lineage: Eukaryota; Metazoa; Arthropoda; Insecta; Lepidoptera; Nymphalidae.